Messenger RNA from Oncorhynchus keta (chum salmon), 11084 nucleotides. Its product is annotated as peroxisome proliferator-activated receptor gamma coactivator 1-beta-like. Gene Ontology annotation, cellular component: nucleus. Gene Ontology annotation, molecular function: RNA binding; transcription factor binding. The coding region runs from base 1 to 2685 and encodes 894 amino acids. The transcript has 12 exons. The record is from RefSeq and is a predicted model, not a curated record. Gene Ontology annotation, biological process: positive regulation of transcription by RNA polymerase II. Lineage: Eukaryota; Metazoa; Chordata; Actinopteri; Salmoniformes; Salmonidae.
AUGGCGGACUGCGUUUCACUGUUAGAUGAGGAGCUCUCUUCUUUUGUCUUCAACUACCUGACAGAAAACUCAGGCAGCCAGUAUGGGGAGGAGGAGGUCUGCUCGGACCGCUUGGACGCUGACUUCCCUGACAUUGACCUCUCUCAGCUGGACGCCAGCGACUUUGACUCAGUCAACUGCCUCAGCGAGCUCCACUGGUGCAACGACAAUGCCGACAUCUCCCCUGCCUCCAUCCAGUACAGCACAGGAGACCCCGAGCUCUUUGAGAUAGAAGAUGAGAAUGCGGCGCUGCUGGCUGCUCUCACAGACAGCCUGGACGGCAUGGUGGAGGACGAGGAGGGGGGGCUGUCUGUGUUUCCCUCGCUGAGGGAGGGGUCCGAGGAGGACCUCCCCUUCCCUUCAGGCUCCCUGAGCCCAGAGACAGAAGAUCCGUCUCUACUGAAAAGGCUCCUGCUGUCCCCCCCUAACGUGCCCACGGGCCUGGAGUCACACAAAGAGGGCAGCAGUAGCAGUGUGCAUCGCCAUAGCAGCCGGAGCCUGCAUAUGAAACCUGUCAGGCCAUUGGUUAAGCAGCGUGAAAGCACACAUCAUGAGCAUAAGCCCCGAGCGGUGAGACCAGCUGGACGUCUGUGCACAGAGCUCCACCGGCACCUGACCACCACACAGGAGGCCGAGGACACUCCUUCAGCUGACACAGAGGAGGACGGGGAGGAGGAGGAAGAUGAUGAUGAGGAGGACAGUGAGUCCGAGGAGGAAGAAGAAGAAGAGGAGACCUCGAGCAGUGAGGGUGAAAGCUCCACCCCGCCUGAGCCCUCCAAGCCCCAGUUCUCCUCGGAGAAAGAACUGCACUCUGUGGUGGAGCUCAUCAAGUACAUGCAUACAUACUGCCUCCCCAUGCGCAAGCAGGCCAUCUGGGAGCGCAAGGAGCGUGAGUGCCCAGGCCAGGUACGCAGGGCCAGGCCCGAGUACCCUUCUGCUCGUAUCUCCCCAAACUGUCACAAGGCUGCAACCCAGGCCCAGAUCUGCGCCCCUCGGCCGCGCCACGCCUUCACCCGCAGACGGGAGUUCAAAGCCAACUCUCUUCUGCGCGAACUGCUCGAAACGGUCAAAUCCUUUGAUGUGAGCAAGCCUUACAUACUCCACAGCCCCCCCUACACCCAUAACAGAGGAGCUAUCCCCAAAACAGCGCAGGACAGAAAGACUGAGACCCCCAGUCCGGCUGCCCGUUUGACCAAACCAGAGCUUAGAGAAGACUCAGAGAGCGACAGGUCCCUAGAGGCCCCUAAGAGCCCCGAUCUGGAGGACGCGUCUUUCUCUGUCCGCCGCUCCCGCAGGCUCGCCUCUUUCCCCAGCCGCUUCGCCAAGAAGGUGCGUGCGGGCCGGAUGAGGGUGGAGCCUGUGUCGGGAGCCGGGCACCUUGGCGAGGAGGACAUGGCAGUCAAACACCCCAUGGGACACGGCCUGGAGAAAGACACCACCACCCCUAACAACAGUACUUCUUCCCAAACCACGGCAGACACAGCUGAACCCGAUAACAUCUGCUGUCAAAACGUGAAACGCAGCUCCCUCUGUCUGCCGCUGACUCCCAUAUCUACAGGGAUCAGAGAUACCCAGUAUGCCAACAAGCCAUUUGAGCAGACUCUCAGCGUGGACCUGUGUGGCACAGCAGGCCUCACCCCUCCCACCACCCCCCCUCACAAGCCUGUGGAGGAUGAACUGUUCAAGCCUGAGGGGAAAGGAGAGUCCCCCCCGAAGGGUUCUUGGCUCUCCCGGGCCAACUCCCGCAAGUUCCCCGAGCAGACCGAACUCUACGCUCAGCUCCGCAAGAUGGGCCAGGCCAGCGAUGCAGAUCCCAAAGUCCACCAGACGUUCGGAGACCACGACUACUGCCUGCUGAGCCUGGGGGAGCGUCGGAAGAGAACCGCCGCCAUGCUGUCCCACUCUCUGUUCGGACGCUCUUCUUCUGAAGGGCCAGAGCCUAAGGGGAAAAAGGCGCUGGGGGGCGAGAUGCAUGGACAUCAGCGUGAAGACAAACUCUUCUCCGAGGUACCAGAGUACCUGAGUAACGGUACCAGGGCGGACAGCAAGGGGGACGGACGGAGGGCGACCGCGGCAUCACCCCAAUCAGGAUCGCUCCAUGCUAUAUCACCCCACAAGUCAGAUGAAGAGGGGGAGCGCUCCUCCCUCUGCUCCCGCUCUCCCUCCCCCAUCCUCCACUCCAGCUUCUGCCAGCCCCACUCCCCUAGCAGUAAGCCUGAUAUCAGCUGCGAGAACUCUGAGACGUGCCACGGAGACAAGCAGGGGAACAAAAUCUCCAAGUCUGGGAUUCAAAUUGACGAGGACAACUGCCAAGUGUUCUACAUUCACAACCUGCCGAGCAGCGUCACACAAAUUAUGCUGCGCAAACGCUUCGAGGCCUUUGGCGACCCAGAGGACUGCAAAGUCAUCACCAAAAACGAGGAGCGCUGUGGAGUCAUCAAGUUUCGUCAAGCGCCCAGUGGCCAGCAGAUCCAGAAGCACAGACGAGAGCCGCUCUUCCAGAACAGAGGGGGUGGCAUGCACAGGCUCAGCAGGAAGAGAUACAUUGAUCUGGACGAAGCGGGACCAGGGCCAUUAAAGAGCAAGUAUGACGCCCUGGACUUUGACACCCUGCUGAAGGAGGCCCAGAAGAGCCUGCAUCGCUGACGGGGACUCGGCUGGCCUCGCCUUAGAACCCCCAGACUUGCCUCAGUACCUCAACCAAAACACCUCGUCAUGUUUACAUUUUUAACAUUGGAAUAAGAAACGGACCUUGUCUCUUUUGACUGAGGAUACUACCGAGGAAGCUAGCGGGGGUUGGAGGGAUGGAGGGAAAAGCAACCAAACAACAUAGAAACUCUCUGAACACAAAAGCUGCUUCCUGUCUGUUCAUGACUUAUUUGUGACUCGUUCUCGCACCAUUGGGAGUGGGCGUGCAGGCGGGCGAGACCUUUGUAGCAAAUGUUUCUCCCUCCGUUGGUCAUUGUGGUGUGUGUGUGUGUCUGCGUGUGUGUCGUUUUUUUGUACCCCCUUGGUCACUACUGGUGCAACUGCAAGCUCAGCUGUAUUGGCCGUUACGUCGUACAGUAUAUAACGAGCCUGCUCUAUAUUAGCAAACUUGUGGAUGUUAAAACUAUGUGUGUUAUGACAUAAAAUACAAUAGCAGAAAAAUAAUUUUAAUAACUUAAGAGUUUACAAAUCGAAAAUGAAAAGAAAAAAAUCUUGUUUUAUGUCAUUUUAGUGCUUCCUUAAUUUAAUCUAUGCACUCUUAACGAGGUAAUACUGUUUCUUCUCUCGACUUGUUCCCCCUACUCUGCCUGCUUUACUCUGAAGGUUCCCACUGCUGAAGAGAUAGACAACCUGCUAACACAGCGUUUCCCAAACUCGGUCCUGGGCCCCUCCUGGGUACACAUCUAGUUUUUUGCCCCUAGCACUACACAGCUGAUUCAAAUAACCAACUCAUCCUCAAGCUUUGAUUAUUUGAAUCAUCUGUGUAGUGCUAGGGGCAAAACCCAAAACGUGCACCCAGGGGGGGACCAGGACCGAGUUUGGGAAACGCUGUGCUAACACUAAUCUAGGAUGGCAGUCACUUCAUAUCCUGCCAACACAUAAAUGGGGUUAUGACAACCAAUGCUAUUAUGUCAUGAAGUAAAGUUCAAGGCAUAUUUACCCUAUGAAAACUCACUCACUCUCUGAAGAAAAUCACAAAAUCCAUCUUUGUACUGUUGGAACAUGUGACUCAGUCAGUAAGUCAACUUAUUCAAGCACAGAGUAGAAUCAGACAUUUACUACAAGUUCCAGAUAUACCCUAAACUUUAGUAAUGGAAUGUACACCUGAAUGAUCUGAAUGUAGAGCCCCUGCCUGAAUCCAAAUGAUUAUUAUUAGGAUUAUUGUUAUUAUAUGAAUCCAAGCCUCUGUAUUCUUUAAUAGAGCUCUAAUGCAGCCUGUGUCUUUUGUGAUGCAGCCAGCAGUGUAGCUGAGGGAGAGCGAGUCCGAGGCUCACCGUACAGGGGAACUACCUCUGUAUCUGAUGAUGGUAGAGGUAAUACUACCAUUAACACCUGAGAGAGAGGGGUGGUGGGAUAUCAACCCUGUUGAAGUCUGUUGAAAUGUCCCAGAGGUAUGGAUGGUACUACAUCAGUCAAGCACGUCAACCCUAUUUGCUCUCCUUCCCUCCUUCCCUCUUACCUUUCCUUCCUCCCCUCUCUUUCCCUCUUCCCUCUCCUUCCCUCUUCCUUCCCUCUUCCCUCUCCCUUCCCUCUCCUUCCCUCUUCCCUCUCCUUCCCUCUUCCCUCUCUUUCCCUCUCCUUCCCUCUUCCCUCUUACCUUUCCUUCCUCCCCUCUCUUUCCCUCUUCCCUCUCCUUCCCUCUUCCCUCUCCCUUCCCUCUCCUUCCCUCUUUCCUCUCCUUCCCUCUCCUUCCCUCUCUUUCCUCUCUUUCCCUCUCCUUCCCUCUUCCCUCUUACCUUUCCUUCCUCCCCUCUCUUUCCCUCUUCCCUCUCCCUUUCCCUCUCCUUCCCUCUCCUUCCCUCUUCCCUCUCUUUCCCUCUCCUUCCCUCUUCCCUCUUACCUUUCCUUCCUCCCCUCUCUUUCCCUCUUCCCUCUCCUUCCCUCUUCCCUCUCCCUUCCCUCUCCUUCCCUCUUUCCUCUCCUUCCCUCUCCUUCCCUCUCCUUCCCUCUUUCCUCUCUUUCCCUCUCCUUCCCAUUUCCCUCGUACCUUUCCUUCCUCCCCUCUCUUUCCCUCUUCCCUCUCCCUUCCCUCUCCUUCCCUCUUCCCUCUCCUUCCCUCUUCCCUCUCCUUCCCUCUUCCCUCUCUUUCCCUCUCCUUCCCUCUCUUUCCCUCUUACCUUUCCUUCCUCCCCUCUCUUUCCCUCUUCCCUCUCCCUUCCCUCUCCUUCCCUCUUCCCUCUCCUUCCCUCUUCCCUCUCUUUCCCUCUCCUUCCCUCUUCUCUCUCCUUCUCUCUCUUUCCGUCUCUUUCCUCUCCUUCCCUCUUUCCUCUCCUUCCCUCUUCCCUCCUUCGCUCUCGUUCCCUCUUCCCUCUCCUUCGCUCUCCUUCCCUCUCUUUCCGUCUCUUUCCUCUCCUUCCCUCUUUCCUCUCCUUCCCUCUUCCCUCUCCUUCGCUCUCCUUCCCUCUCUUUCCAUCUCUUUCCCUCUCCUUCCCUCUCUUUCCGUCUCCUUCCCUCUUCCCUCUCCUUCGCUCUCCUUCCCUCUUCCCUCUCCUUCGCUCUCCUUCCCUCUCUUUCCGUCUCUUUCCCUCUCCUUCCCUCUCUUUCUCUCUUCCCUCUACUUCCCUCUUCCCUCUCUUUCCCUAUUCCCUCUCCUCCCCUCUUCCCUUUCCUUCCCUCUUCUUCUCGGGUUCUCUCUCCCACUUUUUACUCUCUAUCUUCAUUCUACUCUGAAACACUUGUUUACUUCUCCCAAGCUCUCUGAUAGGUGAAGGAGGUCAGCUUGGUUUCCCCGCUAAAUUUCCCACUUCUCGCCUCGUGGCUAAAACCUCAAAAUAGAUUGUGUGUCAGUUUUUAGAGUCAGUCUCGACCGUGUAUCCAAUGUGUACCUGAGUGAGUCUUCUGUCUGUGUCUCGUGUUUGGGUGUGCGCUGCCAUCGCUGGGGAUCCCAGGGGGACCCAUGGCCCUCUGGUGUGCUGGGAGACUGAAGACCUCUUCUCUCCCCCUCUUUUUCUUGUUUUCUUAAAGGACCAGGUCCCCCUGUCCUCUGGUCCCUCAAUACUGUGCAGCCUUUCUGUGUGUGGGCAUGGGGCCUCGUGCUGCCCCAGCCUUGGCAAACCCCCUUUCCUUUUUCUCUAAGGUUUUAUCCCUGUCUCUCUACCCCACAUUUAUCUAAUCUCCUCCUCUUUACCACAUGAGGCUGAAUGUUUACAUCACUGAAUUCUCCUUCCACUUUAUUAGAGCGCACACUAAGUACAAAGACGCCUUAUAUUAGAGAGUAUCCUAUCAGGAUAUACCUUCUUGGCUUACCCUAGAAGGUGUACUGAAUUUUAAAAAAUGUCAAUUUAGUGCUAUACAUACGGAUUGAGAAAUGAGUUGUCAUCUGAAAAACCCCUUACUAAUCAAAAGAAAAAAAGCUGAAAGAGUAUUUGUGCUUAGUAUGUAUGCUACUAAACAGUGAGAGAAUGUGCAGGUUUACACAAUACAAUAUAUAUGAUAUAAUAUGUGUAUAUAUGAUAGAAUAUGUGUAUAUAUAAUAUGUGUAUAUAGCACUAUGUCUAGUGUAAACAUGAAAUGUGUUGUUGUGUCUAUACAGCGUGCAUUAUAAAGGUGGUGGGUCACGAUCGCAAAUCAGACUGGCAAGGAUCAACUGUCUUAGGAUGCAAGGUUGAACAAUACAGGGAGUCAUUUAUGCUGAAAUGACUUGACUCAAGGCAAACACUGUUGUAUAAUAUUAUCCCUUUAGAUAUGCUAAGGUUUUAUUUUUUAUUUUUUUUAUGACAAAAUAUUUUUGAUGAUUUUUCUUUUUUUUAACGCAAUUGAGAUGCAAUACAUAUAUCUAUGAGAUUGGAAGGGGUUAUUUCAGUGGUUGGUUGUUCAAAUAUGACAGGGGCAAUCCUUGAAAACAGAUCCUGUAAAUUGACAAAUAAUAACAAUGUGGUCAGUAAUUGUUGACAUCCAAAAAGUAAUGAAUCAAAACAUUAGAACAUGAAAAAAGCCCCAAAUAGUGAAAUAUCUGUUCACAACUUUUCCUGAAGGGAACUCUGUCUAUUACACAUGUUGUUGGGACACAGGUUGCUCAACAUGUUGCAUUUCAGUGGACACUUAAUAAUUGGUAACUUGUGAACAUGUAAAAGUCAUUUUGGAGAGGGGGAAAGAAAGUCCAUGUGCGUUUAGCCCCUUUUGUAUUUUCGGGAUACUUGAUGCCAGCAAUGUGCUUCCGUCAGUAGAACUGAAUGACAGCAAACAGCCGAUUCUCACGAAGAGAGCCUUAAAACAAUAGGGAACAGCUGAAUCUAUUAUUACUGCUCUAGCUCCUUUCAAAUCCAAUGUGUUUUAUUCCUUACUGAAGUCAUUCAAACUUUUUUCAAUACAUACAGCCAUAUUAUAAAAGAUACAGUGCAUUUGGAAAGUAUUCAGACCCCUUCCCCUUUUCCACAUUUUGUUACGUUACAGCCUUAUUCCAAAAUGGAUUAAAUAAAUAAAACAUCCUCACCAAUCUACACACAAUAGCCCAUGAUUAAAGCAAAAAACGAUUUCUAGAAAAUGUUGCAAAUGUAUUUUAAAAAUAAAAAAAAUAUUAGAAAUAUUUGUAUUUUAUCAACCUAAGUAUUCAAACCCUUUGCUAUGAGACUCGAAAUUGAGCUCAGAUGCAUCUUGUUUCCAUUGAUCAUCCUUGAGAUGAUCCUACAACUUGACUGGAGUCCACCUGUGGUAAAUUCAAUUGAUUGGACAUGAUUUGGAAAGGCACACUUGUCUAUAUAAGGUCCCACAGUUGACAGUGCAUGUCAGAGUAAAAAACCAAGCCAUGAGGUCGGACGAAUUGUUCAUAGAGCACCGAGACAGGAUUGUGUCGAUGCACAGAUCUGGAAAAGGGUAGCAAAAAAUGUCUACGGCAUCGAAGGUCCACAAAAACACAGUGGCCUCCGUCAUUCUUAAAUGGAAGAAGUUGGGAACCCCCCAAGACUCUUCCUACAUCUGGCCGCUAGGUCAAACUGAGCAAUCGGUGGAGAAGGGCCUUGUUCAAAGAGGGGACCAAGAGCCCGAUGGUUACUCUGACAGAGCUCCAGAGUUCCUCUGUGGAAAUAGGAGAACUUUCCAAAAGGACAACCAUCUCUGCAGCACCCCACCAAUCAGGCCUUUAUGGUAGAGUGGCCAGAUGGAAGCCACUCCUCAGUAAAAGACAUGACAGCCCGCUUGGAGCUUACCAAAAGGCACCUAAAGGACUCUCAGAUCAUGAGAAACAAGAUUAUCUGGUCUGAUGAAACCAAGAUUGAACUCUUUGGCCUGAAUGCCAAGCGUCUGGAGGAAACCUGGCACCAUCCCUAUGGUGAAGCAUGGUGGUAGCAGCAUUAUGCUGUGGGGAUCUUUUUCAACGGCAUGGGCUGGGAGACUAGUUGAAGGAAAUAUGAACAGAGCAAAGUACAGAGAUCCUUGAUGAAAACCUGCUCCAGAGCUGGGGAAAAGGUUCACCUUCCAACAGGACAACAACACUAAGCACACAGCCAAGACAAUGCAGCAGUGGCUUCGGGACAAGUCUCUGAAUGAGCCCGGACUUGAAUCCCAUCGAACAUCUCUGGAGAGACCUAAAAAUAGCUGUGCGGCAACGCUCCCCAUCCAACCUGACAGGGCUUGAGAGGAUCUGCAUAGAAGAAUGGGAGAAACUCCCAAAAUACAGGUGUGCCAAGCUUGUAGCGUCAUACCCAAGAAGACUCGAGGCUGUAAUCGAUGCCAAAGGUGCUUCAACAAGGUGCUGAUUAAAGGGUCUGAAUACUUAUGUAAAUGUAAUAUUCUUUAUUUAUUUUUUAAAUUGUGCUAAAAUGUCCAACUGUUUUUGCUUUGUCAUUAUGGGGUAUUGUGAGUAGAUUGAUGCGAAAGAAAAUGAUUUAAUUCAUUUUAGAAUAAGGCUGUAACAUAAAAUGUAGAAAAAAGGGAAGUUCUGAAUACUUUCUGAAUGUACUGUAUAUACAUAUGAAUAUAUAUUUGUGUUUGUGUAGAUGAUGAUUAUAUACUUUCUUAUUGAAAACUUUGAUGUUGACCAUUUCCCUCAGUGUUUCAGAGCACUUCGACACAUUUCAACAACUAGCCUGCUAUCCGUCUAGGAUUUGUUGGAUUGAGAGAUGAUCCAAAUUGAACUCCUUCCAAAGGGAACCCUCAUCAGAACAGAAUGCAAUACUUUCUUCCCAAUCUUCAUUUCAGAAAAUAGCAAGAAAUAAACUUGAGGCAAACUGACCUCUUCCUAGGUUUUGGCCUUUCUAGGGAGUUUUUCCUAGCCAACGUGCUUCAACACCUGCAUUGCUUGCUGUUUGGGGUUUUAGGCUGGGUUUCUGUACAGCACUUUGAGAUAUCAGCUGAUGUACGAAGGGCUAUAUAAAUACAUUUGAUUUGAUUUUAAAUUUGAUUUGAUUGACCAAAAACUAUAUUUGAUGUUGGCUUAAAAUUUAAUUUGGAGUACCUCGUCAGGUUGAUUUCUAAAUGUCAUAUGUCCAGCUACAUGGCCCACACAAAUACACAAUAUAUACAAAAGUAUGUGGACAAUCCUUCAAUUUAGUAGAUUCGGCUAUUUCAGCCGCACCCGUUGUUGACAGGUGUAUAUGCGAUCUGUGUGCAUGCGAUCUCCAUAGACAAACAUUGGCAGUAGAAGGGCCUUACUGAAGAGCUCAGUUACUUUCAAUGUGGCACCAUCAUAGGAUGCCAUCUUUCCAACCAGUCAGUUCGUCAUGUUUCUGCCCUGCUAGAGCUGCCCUGGUCAACUGUAAGUGCUGUUAUUGUGAAGUGGAAACGUCUAGGACCAACAAUGGCUCAGCCGCUAAGUGGUAGGCCACACAAGCUCACAGAACGUGACAGCCGAGUGCUGAAGUGCGUAGCGCGCAAAAAUUGUCUGUCCUCGUUUGCAACACUCACUACCAAGUUCCAAACCUUCUCCGAAAGCAACGUCAGCACAAUAAUAGCUGACUAUUUGUCGGGAGCUUCAUGAAAUGGGUUUCCAUGUCCGAGCAGCUGCACACAAGCCUAAGAUACGGAAUGCUAAGCGGCGACGGACAAAUCUGGGUUUGGCGGAUACCAGGAGAACGCUACCUGCCCCAAUGCAUAGUACCAACUGUAAAGUUUGGUGGCAGAGGAAUAAUGGUCUGUGGCUGUUUUUCAUGGUUCUAGCUAGAAUCCUUAGUUCCAGUGAAGGGAAAGCUUAAGCAUACAAUGAUAUUAUAGACGAUUUUGUGCUUCCAACUUUGUGGCAACAGUUUGGGGAAGGCCCUUUCCUGUUUCAGCAUGACAAUGCCCCACUGUUGAGAUCAGUGUGGAGGAACUUUACUGGCUUGUACAGAGCCCUGACCUCAACCCCAUCGAACACAAUUGGGAUGAUUUGGAACGCCGUAUGCGAGCCCGGCCUAAUCGCCAAACAUCAGUGCCCAACCUCACUAAUGCUCUUGUGGCUGAAUGGAAGCAAGUUCCAACAUCUAGUGGAAAGCCUUCCCAGAAUAGUGGAGGCUGUUAUAGCAGCAAAAGGGGGACCAACUCUAUAUUAAUACCCAUGAUUUUGGAAUGAGUUGUUGAACAGGUGUCCACAUACUUUUGGUGAUGUAUUUCAGUUUUGACAUUUAAUUUGACAUUUAAUUUAAUUGGAAAAUAUUGUGUCUUUAAAAUCCCCACCACGUUAAUAAAACGCCCUAUGGACAGAAAGUGCUUGCCAUACUGGUCCUAUAUAGGCCAUUGAAUCACCACGGAUCACUGUAUUCUGGAUGUAAAUGAUUGUGUCUGCACUACUACUAGUCGUGUGUAUCAAUGUUUUUUGUAUCUUAGGCAGACAGAUGGGAACGUGAUGUAAAUGGUUACUUCGGGUGCUGCAAACUGUCACAAUCUAGCUAGUUGUGUGUGGGUCUUUGGUGGAAGAAAAACAGACAGAAAAGGGCACACAUUGUUUGUUUUGUGUUUUUAUUUUGGAUUUCUAGUUAUUUUUGUUCUAUUUACAUCUAAUGACUAUAAAAAUCAUUUUCUAACUUUAGUUUUUGGUAUAUGGUAAAUACUAGUAAGAUUUUAUAUUUUUACAUAUGUUUGUUGUACUUUGCGUUUAUUCUUUUCUAUUUAUACGCCACUUAGUUUGGAUGUAUUUUUCUGUUUUGUGUGAUUUCCUAUGUGUUGAGAAUGUAGAGACAAAAUGCAUUUCAGUAUUUUUGAAUUGUUAAAAUCUAGUUUCAUAGAUACAUUUAUCUAUAGGGGAAAUUAUCUGAUGUUAUAAAUUAUAUUUUAAUUCAUGUAAAUAGACUAUGGCUUCCUUUUAAACUGAAUACAUUUCUCUUCAGAGAUUGUUUACAUUAUUAAACUGUAGAAAUGUUACUCAUAUACUGUAAAAAGUACAUAUUCAUUGAUUUGCCUCCCAAAAAUAAAAUCCUUGGACAUGA